Messenger RNA from Hyaloscypha bicolor E, 1590 nucleotides. RefSeq names its product MFS general substrate transporter. Bases 1 to 1590 code for a protein of 529 amino acids. NCBI's taxonomy places the organism in Eukaryota, Fungi, Ascomycota, Leotiomycetes, Helotiales, Hyaloscyphaceae. The transcript is spliced from 2 exons. Gene Ontology annotation, molecular function: transmembrane transporter activity. The record is from RefSeq and is a predicted model, not a curated record. Gene Ontology annotation, biological process: transmembrane transport.
AUGUCUCAGAGUCACCAUGAAGAACCAGUCGUUGAAUCUGAGAAGAAAACUGAAAUAGAUCGUCAAGAUGCGGAAACGAUUCAUUCAGUCAACACCGAACGAGAACCCACGAAUCUAACAAACAUUCGUUCUCGUGUGUCAACACACGAUGUUCCAAUUGAGCAUUACAGCUCGUACAUCCCCGUCCCGGAUGAGGUUUAUGAUCGCCUUCCACCGUCCAGAAAAGUAGUCAUCGUGACACUUCUGUCCUUCUGCAGUUUUCUCGCUCCAAUCUCAUCCACUACUAUUUUGGCGGCUGUCCCCGAGGUCGCAGCGACCUAUAGCAGUACCGGCACGAUUAUAAAUUUGAGCAAUGCUUUGUAUAUGCUCUUCAUGGGAGUCUCUCCUUGUGUGUACGGACCUUUGAGCCAGGUAUACGGAAGACGAAUUACCUGUUUGAUUACGGCAAUACUAUUUAUGGGUUGCUCACUCGGCACAGCCCUCUCCCCAAACCUCGUAUCCUACUUCAUCUUCCGAAUCCUCACUGCAUUUGAAGGGACCGCUUUCCUCACGAUUGGAGCCUCUUGUAUCGGCGACAUCUACCGUCCCUCGGAAAGAGCCACAGCAAUGGGUUGGUUCUUAUCAGGGACUCUCAUCGGCCCAGCUUUUGGGCCGUUCAUCGGCGGAAUAAUCGUCACUUUCAAGUCCUGGCGCGUGAUCUUCUACCUUCAGACCACACUCGCAGGUGUAGCAACAAUCGGCGCCUAUUUCCUUCUUCCAGAGACGGCUCAUCAUAUGAAGAUUGAUGAUCUGGUCGGUCUCCCCCUGAGAGCCAAGGCAAGAGUUCUCUGGGGCAUGCUGAAUCCGUGGAGAGUUAUCAGGCUCUAUAAAUACCCCAACCUCAUUAUGGUGGCCCUGGCUUCCUCUUCCUUGGUCUGGAAUAUGUACUCCCUUCUCACGCCUAUCCGGUACAUCCUCAACCCAAGAUUCAACCUGACAACGCCGAUUCAAUCAGGGCUCUUCUACCUCGCUCCUGGAUGCGGAUACAUUCUUGGGACCUUCGGAGGCGGCAAGUACGCCGACUACAUCACCAUCAAGUGGACAAAGAAGAGAGGCGUCCGUGUUUCAGAAGACCGUCUACGUUCCGCGCUCCCUUUUAUGGGAAUCGUGAUGCCGAUCUGCAUGUUGUUGUAUGGCUGGUCUGUCGAGAAACGCUUUGGUGGUAUUGCUCUGCCUGUCAUUAUGAUGUUUGUGCAGGGAGUGGCUCAGUUGUUUUGCUUUCCAAGUUUGAAUACGUAUUGUCUGGAUGUGAUGCAGCAGAAUGGGGCCGAGGUGAUUGCCGGGAACUACAUGAUCCGAUACUUGUUCGCAGCGUUGGGAAGUGCGACUGUGUUGCCGGCUGUGGAGAAGAUUGGUGUUGGGUGGUUCUCUACAAUUUCAGCGUUGUUUCUCGUGGUCAGUAGCUUGGCAACGUGGGCUGCUGUGCUUUGGGGGAGGGGAUGGAGGGAGAAGAUUGACCAAAAGCGGAGGGCGAAUAGAGGAAAGAUGGCGGAGGCGGAACAUGAGUUGAAGGUGGUCAUGGACAAUGGAAAGGAGAAGGAAAUGGUGUGA